This is a messenger RNA of Scylla paramamosain (green mud crab), 3441 nucleotides long. RefSeq lists its product as uncharacterized. The record is from RefSeq and is a predicted model, not a curated record. NCBI's taxonomy places the organism in Eukaryota, Metazoa, Arthropoda, Malacostraca, Decapoda, Portunidae. The transcript has 2 exons. Bases 263 to 3301 code for a protein of 1012 amino acids.
GGGAAUGGCGUGAAUGGGGGGUAUCAAUAAGGGGCGUGUAUUGGGGGAGGAGGGUGUGGAAGAAAAGAAGGGGGGAAAGACCGUAAGGGCUUUGGCUUGGUGUGAUCACGUGACCACCGGGCGCAGCGGGCUGGUGUGGUCACGUGAUCACCCUGGGGAUGGGGUCACGUGACCACCCCAGGCCUACGGUCACGUGACCACAGGGUACCGCGGGUUGGGGUAUAUAAACCCCUCUCCGGGGGAGUCUCGUCAGUCGGUGGUCAUGCCUAGAACUGAGUGGAUGUCUUUCGUGCGCUGCGCCGCUGUUGCGGCCUCGCCCCACCUGGGGGUGCGCCGCGCACACCUUACCGUGGGGCGGGCGAGCCGUUGCUGGCUGGCGAGGAGCCGCCAGGUGGCCGCCUUCGCCUUCCCGGCAGACGGGUGGCGUCGGGCGGCGUCGGGGGAGUGGCGGAAUGUCACCGGGCACAAGAGGCUGGACUUGAAGGGGCUGGCAAGGUUACCCCCCGAGGCGCCCCUUAAGCUGCGGGCGUGGACGAGCCGCGGCGUGAGGAAGACCACGCAGGGGACGCUGGCAGACCUGCUGGCCGCCCUGCACGCAGGGCCCGCCCACCUCACGCUGCAGCUCCUCUCCAGCAGCGAGGGCGUGCGCCUGGACUGGGGCGUGCAGGAGUCAGACCCGGCACUGCACGCGCUGGGCGGGGCGCUGCCCUACACGAACCUCCCACCUGGCGCGGUGAGCAAUGCUCGGGACGGGGCGCUCCCCGGCACGAGUCCCCCGCUUAGCGCGGUGAGCAAGGCUCGGGACGGGGCGCUCCCCUGCAUGAGUCCCCCGCCUGGCACAAUGAGUAAGGCUCGGGAAGGGGCGCUCCCCUGCACGAGUCUCCCGCCUGGCACGGCGACCAAAGCUCGGAGCCGGGCGUUGCCCAGCACGGGUCCCCCGCCUGGUGUGGUGAGUAAGGCCCAGGGCGGGGCGCUGCCCUGCACGAGUUCCCUGCCUGGCACUGUGAACAAGGUUCGGGGAGGGGCGCUGCCAUGCACGAGCCCCCCGCCAGGUGCGGGCAACGCCAACACUUCCCCAUGGACCUUCCCUUGCCCCUCAGUAGUGCCACGCCUCCCUAGAGAAAGCCUGACGCCACCUGUGCCUCAGUGCCAGAGGCGGCAGAAGGUGCAUUGUCGCAUGCUGCGACAAGAAUUUGAACACCUUAACACCACUACUUGUCCACCGAGCGAGCCUCAGUCCCCAGAGAAGACUCUCGUGGAGGAGAAUUACGUUAACAAAGGCAGCAUUGAAUCAGGGAAAGCAGAAAUAAAAGUAGACGUUGAACUCUGCCCGGAAUGCGGCAAGCGAGAGUUACCAAAGGCACGUAUGAUACCCGUGGACUCGCCUCCUCCCGUCCCAAAGAUGAUUUCCCCUGUCAUCGUAUCGCCCUCACCGUCCCCUUCCGUCAAGUCCGAGCCCUGGGCACACCUUCUCGACGACUGGUGCGGGUUCGUGAUCAGGGACGCAUACCGGGCGUGCAAGAGGCGCCUGUUCGACUGGGCCCAGAGGAAAAGAGACAGGGUGAUAGCGCGCUACAGAAAGCCGAUAAAGCGGAUAAGGCGCCUAGUGGAUCGCAUCUGUGGGAGAAAGUACCCAGGCAGGGUGUUCUACGUGCCCGGCCCAGGCACGCCUCUGCUGUCCUCUGUCCUCACCAAGUCAGCAUCCACUACUGUAGGGCCGUCAUCCACUACAGUAAAGUCAUCAUCUAGUGCUGUCAAGCCGGCAACCACUACAGUUAAGCCAUCCACCACAGUCAAGCCUUCAUCCACUACAGUCAAGCCUUCAUCCACUACAGUCAAGCCUUCAUCCACUACAGCUAAGCCUUCAUCCACUACAGUCAAGCCUUCAUCCACUACAGUCAAGUCAUCCACUACAGUCAAACCUUCAUCCACUACUGUAAAAUCAUCGUCAUCUUCAGCCAAGUCAUCAUCUUCUUCAGUCAAGUCAUCAUCAUCUUCAGCCACUCCCAAAUCAUCAUCAUCUUCAGUCAGGUCAUCAUCUUCUUCAAUCAAGUCAUCAUCAUCUUCAGCCACUCCCAAAUCAUCAUCUUCAGCCAAGUCGUCAUCUUCUACAUCCUUGUCAUCAUCUUCAGCCACGUCAUCAUCAUCUACAUCUGAGUCAUCGUUUUCUACAGCCAAGUCGUCAUAUUCCACAGCCAAGUCAUCAUCUUCAGUGGAAUCAUUGUCUUCAAUAGCCAAGUCAUGGUCUUCUACAGUCAAGUCUUCAUCAUCUUCAGUCGAGUCACCGUCCUCCACAGCCGAGUCGCCGUUCCCCAUGUUGAAGUCACUGGCACGUGUCCUGCUGCGGCGGAAGGCGAGGGGCGUGUGUCGCGUGUACUGCAUGGACGAGAAGUUCCUGCCGCGGAAGUUGAAGAUCGAAGUAAUGAGUCACGUGUUUGGCGUAGCGUAUCGCCACAGGGAGCUGGUCACCUUCCGCUUUGAUCAGAGCCUGAGGACGUACAAGGAAAAGAAAAGUGAUUGGAUUGAGAGGGAAAGGCAAAGGAACUCGCCAGGCCCUCAGCGGUGGACGUCUGCGCCGGCCUCAAUGUUGCUGAAUCAGUUCAUCAGGCACAAGGGAGACUUGUGGAUGCGUGUCACCGUCACCUGGAAAGAUGAGUGGGGUGGUGGUCCCACUCGUAGCUUCGUACCCAUGUUGUGGUUCUCCGAGCAGGUGAAGGAAGAUGUUGUUAACAAGAGGGAGUUUGUGUUCCGCAUCUGGACGCAAGGCGGUUUUUCAUCCCAGCACGAGGGUUUCAGGGGGUUGGUAAGGAUGAAGAAGGAAAAUAUAGAAGACAGAGAUAUGAUUCUGGUUGUAGAUGACGAGCCUUUGAUAAGCGACGGUGAGACGCCGCUAGUGCCUGAACAGCUGCAGGAAUCGGAGGAAGAGGAAGCAAAGUGGGAGGAGGAACUGCUUGUGUUAAACGGAGAGGAACGUCGAGAAGAGACGAAAGAAGUGGGAGAAGGUGAGAUGCAGGACUCCAAUAAAGAAGUGAAAGGAGAAGAUAAUAAAGGGAUGAUCCCAAGCAAUGCUGAAGAGGAAGACAAAGAGGCAAGCAACACCUGCGAGAAAGGACAGGAAAGCCAGAAGACAGACAGGGAGGGUGAAGGGAGACCUGCAGCCCCCGCCCACGCCGCCAGUCCAGACGUGGGCGUGGUGAGGCGGGUGACUACAAAACUGUUGAAGGUGGCAUGGGUGACGCUGACGGUGGUUGGGGUGAUAGUUGUCGUGGGCGCCUUCCUUCCUGAAGUACCGGAGGACUGAGAAGCACGCCCCCUAUCCUCACCCCUUCAAAGUCACCCCUGAACUUGAUGUGAAAUCAAACGUGAGGGAUCAGAGUGACUCAGUGGACAUGUUUGUUCUUGAAGAAAAUGUUGAUGGCCAUUUGCAAGUAUAUACAAAAA